GUUCACGCAGACGCAUCCAAUUUUGUUGAAGGCGUUACGAAAGAGGAGGCAUACGAACAGGUUUUGCUUCAAGCCGAGGGCCUGUUCCAUGGCCAGCGCAACUGGUUGCUGAAUGGUAUCGACAGUAAUCUCGCAAAUGCCGCUUCACUACUGUGGCAUGCCUACAAAUCUUUGCCUGCCCCAAGCAAGGAAGUCAAUUGGGCUGGAUUUUAUGUGAGAGACCUGUCGUCAUCAACGCCUCAGCUUAUUCUUGGUCCCUUUCAGGGCAAAGUCGCAUGCCAGACGAUUGCGUUUGGUCGGGGUGUCUGCGGCGCAGCCGCCGAGUCACAGUCUACUCAGCUGGUAAAGGAUGUGGAACAGUUCCCGGGGCAUAUAGCCUGUGAUGGCGACAGUAAGAGCGAGAUCGUUGUCCCCAUCAUUGCCGGCGAGUCAAAGACAGUCGUGGCCAUUAUUGACAUUGACUGUGCCGAGCUGAAUGGGUUUGAUGAGGUGGACAAGAAGCAUUUGGAAGAUCUUGCCGCUUUACUUGCCAAGAGCUGCGAUUGGUAG
Clonostachys byssicola is the source of this 549-nucleotide messenger RNA. The record is from the annotation of a GenBank genome assembly. Lineage: Eukaryota; Fungi; Ascomycota; Sordariomycetes; Hypocreales; Bionectriaceae.